Hibiscus syriacus is the source of this 3441-nucleotide messenger RNA. RefSeq names its product filament-like plant protein 5. NCBI's taxonomy places the organism in Eukaryota, Viridiplantae, Streptophyta, Magnoliopsida, Malvales, Malvaceae. The transcript has 6 exons. The coding region runs from base 119 to 3262 and encodes 1047 amino acids. The record is from RefSeq and is a predicted model, not a curated record.
CCCCUCUCUGUCUUGUCUCUGUUGGUUUCUUUCUCUCUUGGAAUCGGUAUUUUAACUAUUCAAAUCAAAUUCAAGUUCAGUGAUUGCCGGCAAUCUGCAUUUCUUUCCGAUUUUUGAAAUGGACCGACGAGGAUGGCCAUGGAAGAAGAAAUCUUCCGAAAAAUCUGGAACUGAAAAGCAGGUAGUUGUAUCAGAUGGAACCGGUGCUUCUCUGUCUUCCUUAGCAUCUCUCGGAGAUCAGGAAAAAUGUAAAAAGGUGAACUAUGUUCAAAUAUCAAUGGAAUCAUACUUGCAUUUGACUGGAUUAGAGGAUGAAGUUAACAAGUUAAAGGAUCAAGUCAGAUUAUUUGAGGAUGAAGUAAAGGAUUUGGAAGGGAAACUGUCCGAAGCUCAUUCAGAGAUUAAGUCUAAGGAUGCUUUGAUUAUCCAACAUGCUAAAGUUGCUGAGGAAGCUGUUUCAGGAUGGGAAAAGGCGGAUGCGGAAGCUAUUGCUUUGAAACGGCAACUGGAAAAUCUUACUCUUUUGAAGCUUUCGGUAGAGGAUCGAGCAGAGCAUUUAGAUGGUGCUCUUAAGGAAUGUAUGAGGCAGGUAAGGGAUGUGAAAGAGGAAAGUGAGCAGAAAUUGCAGGAUUUGGUUCUAGCCAAAAGGAUACAAUUUGAAAAAAUUAAGCUUGGUCUUGAAUCGAAAAUAGCUGAACUAGAUGAAGGGCUUUUGAGAGCAGAGGCUGAAAACCAAGCCCUUUCAAGGUCAUUGCAUGAGCAGUCCAAUUUGAUAGUUCAGAUCAAGGUAGAAAAAUCUAAAGCAGAAUCUGAAAUAGAACUUAUGAAGGAAAACCUCAUGUCACGUGAGAAGGAAAUAAGCUUGCUCAAGUACGAGCUACAUAUGGCUUCUAAGGAACUUGAAAUUCGCAAUGAAGAAAAGAAUUUGAGUAUAAGAUCUGCAGAAGCAGCAAACAAGCAACAUUUAGCAAGUGUCGGCAAAAUUGCUAAACUGGAGGCUGAGUGUCAAAGGCUACGCAGCCUAGUCCGUAAGAGGUUGCCAGGGCCAGCUGCAUUGGCCCAAAUGAAGCAUGAAAUUGAUCAUCUUGGCAGAGAUUUUGGUGGACCUCAAUCUAAAAGGAACGUUGCUAAGAAUCCUAACUCGAAUUUGUCCCCACAGAUGGAAUCAUCUGCUGGCAACUUGCUGCAAUCCCAAAAAGAAAUUGAUUAUCUUACUAUGCGUUUGUUGGAGAUGGAAGAGGAAACAAAGAUGCUUAAAGAAGCUUUGACCAGUCGCAAUAGUGAACUGCAGGCUGCCAGAGAGAGGUGUGCUAAGACAAAUCUAAGGGUAAAGAGCUUAGAAGCGCAAGCACAUGCCCUUAAUUAUCAAACAAGCUCCCCAAAGUCAAGCAUUGGGCACCCUGCUGGCGAUCUUUCUAGUCAAUAUGCUAGCAAUGCACCUAGUAUCACUUCCAUAUCUGAAGACGGGAUUGAUGUUGAAGGACGUUUGGCUGAAUCUUUGCUACCUGCAACCUCCAAUAUAUCUCAUUUGGGAAUGGAGAAGAAUAGUCAUAAAGUUGAUAAGCAAGAGAAAUCAAAUUGCUUGGAAUUGAUGGAUGACUUUCUAGAGAUGGAGAAGUUGGCAUGUCUGUCAAAUGAUGUUGGUGGGGUUAAUGCUGUUUCAAUUGAUCCGGAUAAUUCCAAGCAAGAGUUUGGUUUUAGUCCAUCAUCAAAGCAGGGUUCUUCAAGUGCAAGAUCCUCAACAACAGAGCUUCAGAAGGAUGUGGAAAAUCUGCCCUUCCAAAAGCUUCAGUCAAUGGUUUUUACAAUUUUUGAGUCUCAGACUAAGGAAAAGAAUUUAGGAAAGGUCUUGGAGGAUAUCAAAUGUGCUAUUCUAGAAGUUCAAGGUUCUCUGUCUCAGCACUUAGUUAACUAUAUAUAUGGAGGAGUUCAACUGGAUUAUGGUCCUUCCGAUCAAAAGGAUGUAUCUGGAGAGAGUUUGAUAUUCUUAGAGGAAGAUAAUAUUACAAAGCAAAAGUUGGCAUCUGCAAUAUCUCAGAUUCAUCAGGUUUUACUAUCAGUUGGCAGAGAAGCAAUGAGAGUUCAGGACCCUCGCACUGAUGGCCAUGGACUAAGUAAAAAAUUAGAUUAUUUUUCUGUCUCUGUGGAUAAGUUUGUAUUCGACAAGAAGGGUUUGGUUGACUUCAUCUUAAAACUCUCCCAUGUUUUAGCUGAAGUUGAUCGACUGAACCUUGGUUUCCUGGGCUUUAGGGAUUAUGAUAGAAAUGCCAGUGAUAAUGAAUGCAUAGACAAGGUUGCGUUGCUAGAGAAUAAGGUUGUACAAGAUAACCCAUCAAAACAUGCAUCUGGUGGUGGGUAUCAUCUUUGUCAUUCCUGUCCUGACUCAGAGGUACUUCAAGAUGAAAUCUCGGAUUCAAGUUUUCAACCCAAUGCUACAUCAUCGUGCUUAUUGAAAGAGUUGAAACAGCUGAAAUUGGAUAAAGCAAACAUGGCUGUUGAUCUUGAAAGAAGCACUGAGGACCUUGAAAAUACGAAGUUGCUGCUUCAGGAGACAGAGAAUAGGGAAACUGAACUGAAGUCACAGUUGGCUUCCUCUCAAAAUCUCCACAGCCUCGCCGAAACUCAGCUGAAAUGUAUGACCGAGUCUUACAAGUCACUAGAAGCGCGUACACAGGAGUUGGAAGCUGAGAUAAACCUUUUUCAAGAGAAGGCAGCAAAGUUAGAUGAUAAACUACAAGAAGAAAAGCGUGGCCAUCAGGAUGCCCUGGCUAGAUGCAAGGAUCUCGAGGACCAAAUUCAAAGGAAUGCAGCCUCCUUUCUAUGCCCAAAAUCAGCAAUAGAAGAUUCUGAAGUGAAGAUCAAACAGGAACGAGAGAUAAAAGACGCAGCACAAAAGCUUGCAGCCUGCCAGGUGACCAUAUUCCUUCUUGGGAGGCAGUUGCAAUCUUUGCACACUCAGAGUGACAAGCUGUUGGGUGAAAGUUCAGUAGAAGAUAGGCUAAAUCAUAGCGGUUCAAAGUCACAGGAUAUUCACUGUACCGAUGACCUCAAUCGCAUUGAGACGGACAGCGUAACUUCUGCAGGUUUACAAUCCAUGAUUGAGGAUAAUGAGACCAAUCUUUCAUUGAGGUCUUCGUUGAGCUCAUCUCACCUCGAUAAUAGGCAUACCAAGUCUACAUUUUCUGCUUCUACGCUUGAGCAAGAGAAACACCCUCUUAGUUUCGGGCAAAUCUUCUCUUUGAAAGGGAAGAACGAGCCGUAGAAUGGUGUCAUCAAGCUUUGUAUAGAUUUCCAGCUUAAUGGGUAUAGCAAUCAGCUUGCACCAUCUGGUCCUAGAUAUUAUUUCCUUCUCUUUUUUGCUGGGAUUGUAGUUGGGUUCUGAUCGGAACUCACGCAUUGUAGAAAUUAUAGUUUUGUGGAAAUGAAAUGGCAGAUCAUAGU